This is a messenger RNA of Trichoderma reesei QM6a, 1869 nucleotides long. RefSeq names its product glutamyl-tRNA amidotransferase subunit B. The transcript is spliced from 2 exons. The coding region runs from base 1 to 1869 and encodes 622 amino acids. The record is from RefSeq and is a predicted model, not a curated record. Lineage: Eukaryota; Fungi; Ascomycota; Sordariomycetes; Hypocreales; Hypocreaceae. Gene Ontology annotation, molecular function: glutaminyl-tRNA synthase (glutamine-hydrolyzing) activity. Gene Ontology annotation, biological process: mitochondrial translation; glutaminyl-tRNAGln biosynthesis via transamidation.
AUGAGUCGCAGGUCUCUCGGCGAGCUCAGCAGUUAUCUGCUCGAGGGCCGUCUCUCGCAGCGCGGUUGCAUCAAUGGCCGGCGCCUCUCAUCUCGGACGGUGCCCAUCUGGCCCUGUCUGCGUCUGCCAUAUGCCCUGCGGCAUCUCCAUACACAGCCUGUAGCAGCAGCAGCAGCAGCAGCAGCCGGCCAUGUCCCUCUGAGGAAGCAGCUCAAGGAGCAGGCCAAGCAGGCCAAGAAGCAGGGCAAGAAGAAGGUCAAGGGCGACUCCCAAACCGCAGAUGGCUGGGAGCUGACGGUGGGCAUCGAGAUCCAUGCCCAGCUCAACACCUCCCGCAAGCUGUUUUCGCCGGCCGCAACGUCCUUCAACGACGACCCAAACAGCCACGUGGCGCUCUUUGACGUUGCAAUGCCAGGCAGCCAGCCGCUGUUUCAAAAGGAGACGUUGAUACCGGCCAUUCGGGCCGCGCUGGCCCUCAACUGCGAGAUACAGCCCGUCAGCCGGUUUGACAGGAAGCAUUACUUCUGGUGGGACCAGCCUUCGGGAUAUCAGAUUACGCAAUUCUACGAGCCGUUUGCUAAAAAGGGACACAUCACGCUGCUUGCUCGCGAUGGCAUCGCGGCGGAGGACGGGGAGAGUGUCACCGUCGGCAUCAAACAAGUGCAGCUCGAACAGGACACGGCCAAGACACUCGCACAGGCGGGGAGCGUCCACUGGCUGGACUUUAACCGGGUGGGCGUACCCUUGAUUGAGAUAAUCACCGAGCCCGAGAUCCAUCACCCUCGCACGGCUGCCGUAUUUGUGCGCAAGAUCCAGCUGCUGCUCAACACCGUCGACUCGUGCGUGUCCGGCAUGGAGACGGGCGGGCUCAGAGCGGACGUCAACGUCUCUGUGCGGCGGACCGACGACCCCAGCAAGAAGCUCGGGACGCGUACGGAGAUUAAGAACUUGAGCACCAUCAAGGCCGUGGAGGACGCCAUCAUUGCCGAGCGCGAUCGCCAGAUCCAACAGCUGGAAGCGGGGGGCUUGAUUGCUGGCGAGACGCGAGGCUGGACGGUUGGGUCCAAGGAGACGCGCCGUCUGCGCGGCAAGGAGGGCGAGGUUGACUAUCGCUACAUGCCCGACCCUGACCUGGCGCCGCUCGUCAUUGGGAGUGAUCUUGUGCAACAUCUGCAGACGUCGCUUGCUGUUCUGCCGGACACGGAACUGGACAAGCUGGUGGAUCACUACGGCCUCACCGCCAAGGAUGCUCUUUCGCUCAUUACGCUCGACAAUGGAGCUCGCGUGCAGUACUUUUACCGUGUCCUGGCCCUGCUGGAGAGCAAGCUGCAGGCCGAGCCCGAUAUUGCAGAGCUUCCCGAGGUCAAGUCAUAUGCGACGUUGGCGGGUAACUGGAUCCUUCACGAACUGGGCCGCCUGACGACAUACAAGGCCGGCCCGCUGGCCUCGGGAGACCUGUCAUUCACUCAGCUCGGCGAGUGCGCUCAGGUGCCCGAGGAAGACUUGUCACAGCUUCUCUACCACCUGUACCGCAAGCACAUCACCGGCAAAGUAGCAAAGGAGCUCCUCAUGGCGGUGUACUUGGGCGAGCUCGAGGGGGGUAUUCUGGAAGCCAUUGAAAGCAACGACCUGUGGUUCAAGGAAAUUUCACAGCAAGAGUACGAGGCCCUUGCCGAAGCGGCUGCCGAGGGCGAGGACAAGAUGCUGGAGGAGUUUGCCGACGAGGACAAGUAUCCCCGGGGUAAGCUCAUGUAUCUUGUAGGCAAGAUGAUGCGGCUUGGGCCUACCGAGAGGAUUGAUCCUGCCACGGCGGAGAAGACGAUGAAGCUGUGGAUUGAGAGGUAUCAUGGCAGAGGAGAGGCAGCGUAG